Capsaspora owczarzaki ATCC 30864 is the source of this 567-nucleotide messenger RNA. RefSeq lists its product as hypothetical. Gene Ontology annotation, cellular component: nucleus; SMN complex. Bases 1 to 567 code for a protein of 188 amino acids. The transcript has 4 exons. NCBI's taxonomy places the organism in Eukaryota, Filasterea, Ministeriida, Capsasporidae. The record is from RefSeq and is a predicted model, not a curated record. Gene Ontology annotation, biological process: spliceosomal snRNP assembly.
AUGGACGAGAGCGCGUCGUCGCAAAGUCGGGUUGAGAUUGACAGCGACGACAGCGACAGUGAGGCGGACGAGCUCAUGCCGCGCGCAUUCCAGAUCGAGCAAGAUCUGACCGAUGAUCUCAGCCAGCCGCCGACGACGGGCGAGCAGUUCCUCCGACGGGUGCAUCUGACGAACGACGAGGCAUGGCGGAAACUGUGCCUGGGCGAUGAUGAACUGAGCAGUCGUGACACAGCGACAUAUCCGUCCUACGAGCUGCUGUGCAGUUGGGAUCAGAAAACUAUUUGCACCGUGCUGGCCAAAAUGGGACGCUGGAAUAUGGCGCACAAACCCCAUUCAGUCAUUGUACGGCGGCUCCAGUGGUGCUUCUCGCUACUCGUCUGUCUCGAUCGGCUAUUUACUAUGGAGACGGCCUUCAUUUUGAGGGAGCUUCUUCGAAGCAUGCUCAGAGAGCGCCGAAAAUUGCCCAACGAGACUUUGGACAAUUCGGAACAUCUUGCCGGCGCGGACUUGAUCAUAACGCUCAUCGCCCACUAUUUCGACCAAUCUGACGUCCUUCGCGAAACGUGA